GGCCGCUGUCAGGUGUCGCUGCCGGCAGGUUCGGCUGCGCGAACCGAGGGAGGCGGGAAUCGACAGUAGCCUUCCUUGAAGAAGUGCCUCUUCUCCUUGCUGCCUGGAGUUAACAUUGUUUCCUGUUGGCAGAAUCCGUGGCAUGCCAGCACUAGCGGGAUGAGUGGGUGUUCCGGUGGGGAUGUGGUCCUUGACGGCCAAUGAGGACGAGAGCACUACAGCCCACUUCUUCCUCGGAGCUGGAGAUGAGGGCUUGGGCACCUGUGGAAUAGGCAUGAAGACAGAAGAGAGUGACAGUGAACUCCUUGAGGACGAGGAGGAUGAGGUGCCUCCAGAACCUCAAAUUAUUGUUGGCAUCUGUGCCAUGACCAAGAAAUCCAAGUCCAAGCCAAUGACCCAAAUCCUAGAGCGACUCUGCAGAUUUGACUACCUGACCGUUGUCAUCCUGGGAGAAGACGUGAUUCUAAAUGAACCUGUGGAGAACUGGCCGUCCUGCCACUGUCUCAUCUCUUUCCACUCCAAAGGCUUUCCUCUCGACAAAGCUGUUGCUUACUCCAAGCUUCGAAACCCCUUCCUUAUCAAUGAUCUGGCCAUGCAGUAUUACAUCCAAGAUAGGAGGGAGGUGUACCGGAUCCUACAGGAGGAGGGUAUUGAUCUGCCACGAUACGCUGUCCUCAACCGUGACCCCGCCUGUCCUGAGGAGUGCAACCUGAUAGAAGGUGAAGACCAGGUGGAGGUUAAUGGAGCUGUUUUUCCCAAGCCCUUUGUGGAGAAGCCAGUGAGUGCAGAGGACCACAAUGUUUACAUCUACUACCCCAGCUCCGCUGGAGGAGGAAGCCAGCGCCUCUUUCGUAAGAUCGGCAGCCGGAGCAGCGUAUAUUCUCCCGAGAGCAGUGUCCGGAAGACGGGAUCGUACAUCUAUGAGGAGUUCAUGCCCACAGAUGGCACGGACGUUAAGGUGUACACAGUGGGGCCAGAUUAUGCCCAUGCCGAAGCUAGAAAGUCUCCGGCUUUGGAUGGGAAGGUUGAACGAGACAGUGAGGGGAAAGAGGUUCGAUAUCCAGUCAUGUUGACCGCCAUGGAAAAGCUGGUGGCCAGGAAAGUCUGUGUAGCUUUUAAGCAAACAGUUUGUGGAUUUGACCUUCUUCGUGCCAAUGGUCAUUCUUUUGUGUGUGAUGUCAAUGGCUUUAGCUUUGUCAAGAACUCGAUGAAGUACUAUGAUGAUUGUGCCAAGAUUCUGGGGAAUACAAUUAUGCGGGAGCUUGCCCCCCAGUUCCAGAUACCAUGGUCCAUCCCCACAGAAGCCGAGGACAUUCCCAUUGUCCCUACCACAUCCGGCACGAUGAUGGAACUCCGUUGUGUUAUUGCAAUCAUCCGUCACGGAGACAGAACCCCAAAGCAGAAGAUGAAGAUGGAGGUGACACACCCGAGGUUUUUUGCUCUAUUUGAAAAACAUGGUGGAUAUAAGACGGGAAAAUUAAAACUUAAGCGGCCGGAGCAGCUCCAGGAGGUGCUGGACAUUACAAGGCUGCUGUUGGCUGAGCUGGAGAAGGAACCAGGAGCUGAGAUUGAGGAGAAGACUGGAAAGCUUGAGCAGCUGAAGUCCGUGCUGGAGAUGUAUGGCCACUUCUCAGGUAUUAAUCGGAAGGUGCAGUUGACCUACUACCCCCACGGAGUGAAAGCGUCGAACGAGGCACAAGAUCUGCAGAGAGAGCCACUGGCACCAUCUCUCUUACUGGUGCUGAAGUGGGGUGGAGAGCUGACACCUGAUGGCCGUGUUCAGGCCGAGGAGCUGGGGCGAGCUUUCCGUUGCAUGUAUCCUGGAGGCCAGGGUGACUAUGCUGGCUUCCCCGGAUGUGGGCUGCUUCGGCUCCAUAGCACUUUCCGUCAUGACCUCAAGAUCUACGCCUCUGACGAGGGUCGUGUCCAGAUGACUGCUGCUGCAUUUGCAAAGGGCCUCCUAGCUCUAGAAGGGGAGCUUACACCCAUUUUGGUGCAAAUGGUGAAGAGUGCCAACAUGAAUGGCCUGCUGGACAGCGAUGGGGACUCCCUGAGCAGCUGCCAGCACCGCGUCAAGGCUCGGCUGCACCACAUUUUGCAGCAGGAUGCACCCUUUGGCCCUGAGGACUAUGACCAGCUGGCUCCAACUGGAAGUACUUCUCUGCUCAACUCCAUGUCUGUAAUCCAGAAUCCUGUGAAAGUCUGUGAUCAGGUAUUUGCCCUGAUUGAAAACCUUACCCACCAGAUUCGAGAACGGAUGCAGGACCCCAGCUCUGUAGACCUGCAGCUCUACCACAGUGAGACACUGGAGCUAAUGCUACAGCGUUGGAGCAAACUAGAGCGUGACUUUCGACAAAAGAGCGGGCGCUAUGAUAUCAGUAAGAUCCCGGAUAUCUAUGACUGUGUCAAGUAUGAUGUACAACACAAUGGGAGUCUGGGACUUCAAGGCACAGCCGAGUUGCUACGUCUUUCAAAAGCUCUGGCCGAUGUGGUCAUUCCCCAGGAGUAUGGGAUCAGUAGAGAGGAGAAAGUGGAGAUUGCUGUGGGCUUCUGUCUUCCACUGCUGCGGAAAAUCCUACUUGACCUUCAGAGAACUCACGAGGAUGAGUCUGUCAACAAGCUGCAUCCCCUGUACUCUCGUGGAGUUCUCUCCCCAGGCCGCCAUGUUAGAACCCGGCUCUAUUUCACCAGUGAGAGUCACGUUCACUCCCUACUCAGUGUCUUCCGCUAUGGGGGACUUCUUGAUGAGACCCAGGAUGCACAGUGGCAGCGAGCUUUGGCUUAUCUUAGUGCCAUCUCAGAGCUCAACUACAUGACCCAGAUUGUUAUCAUGCUUUAUGAGGACAACACUCGGGACCCCUUGUCAGAGGAGCGGUUCCAUGUGGAGCUACAUUUCAGCCCUGGAGUGAAAGGAGUUGAGGAAGGCAGUGCCCCAGCUGGCUGUGGAUUCCGUCCAGCCUCUUCUGAGAAUGAGGAGAUGAAAGCAGAUCCAGGCAGCAUAGAGAACCUGUGCCCUGGGAAGACGGCAGAUGAGCCAGAUCGGGCACUGCAGACCUCACCCCAACCUGUGGAGGGCACUGGCCUCCCGAGGAGAUCACCCCUCAUUCGGAAUCGAAAAGCUGGCUCCAUGGAGGUGCUGUCUGAAACUUCGUCUUCAAGACCGGGUGGCUACCGGCUGUUUUCGUCUUCACGGCCUCCAACAGAGGUGAAACAGAGCGGCCUGGGCUCACAGUGCACAGGGCUGUUCAGCACCACGGUGCUGGGCGGCUCCUCCAGUGCUCCGAAUCUUCAGGACUACGCCCGCACCCAUGGCAAAAAGCUCCCGCCUGCCAGCCUAAAACACCGAGAUGAGCUCUUGUUUGUCCCGGCCGUAAAACGAUUUUCUGUGUCGUUUGCAAAGCAUCCGACUAACGAGCUGCUGGAUGACCAGCACCCUGUGGUCCGGCUGCUGCGCACUCUUUCCUCUGACUGCCCAAGGGGCUGGCCAGUCUCCUUGGAUGCCACGCUGGCGCACCACCUGCACCAGUGCUCCUACCACCUGCGCCUCUUCCGGAACUGGCUGCGCUCAGGCCAGGAUGACCCCGAGUGCCUCUACGGAUUUGAAGGGUGCUCCAUGGUACCUACCAUCUACCCUCUGGAAACACUGCAUAAUGCCCUUUCCUUGCGCCAAGUGAGUGAAUUCUUGACUAAAGUCUGCCAACGCCACACUGAUGCCCACGCACAGGCAUCUGCAGCCCUCUUUGACUCUAUGCACAACCACCAGGCCUCAGAUAGCACGUUCUCCCCACCCCGCACUCUUCAUUCGCCACCCCUGCAACUUCGGCAUCGGUCUGAAAAGCCACCUUGGUACAGCAGUGGGCCUUCCAGCACCGUGUCCAGUGCUGGCCCUUCCUCUCCUACUACAGUAGAUGGAAAUUCACAUUUUGGCUUCAGUGGUCAAUCCUCUGUAAAUACACAUAUGACUGAAGAAAAGCAAGGCCUUGGGCUGCUCCAGGAAACUCCUGGAGCUGGAACACCAGAGUUCCACAUAGAAAGACAGCAAGAGCUUGCUGAACCAACUCAGUCUUCUCAAGAGCUACCUGUGGAAAUCUGCCCUUUGGGAAGUCAUGAUGUUACUGAGGUCUGCCAGACAUGCCAGGAGGUCUUAGACAUUGUCCAGCCAUGCCAUGACAUCCUUGGGGGGAUUGGCCAGCCUAACCAGGAGGUCCCAGAUAUCAGCCAGCUGUUGCUAAAGAACCAUGACACUACUACCAACACAAGCCAGCCAUCCCAGGACAGCCAGCUGUCGUCUCAGAAAGUUUAUGAGGAAAUUUGCCAGCUUUGUCAAGACAACCCUGAGGAGAGUAAUCAGCUAUGCCAGGAAGUCUCAGUAGAGCUGGACAGGAUAGUCCAUGGAUUCCCUGUAAGCAUUAGUAGCACGGCCCAGGAAACCCUUAUGGAAAUUGGCAGGCCAACCCAAGAGAUUCCUGAAGAUCCAUACCUGGAGUUCUCUGAGAAGGUUGGCAUGCUAGCUCGGAAGGCCCCUGCCACUGAUGAGGUAUCUCAAGACAUCCCUGAGGCUGACAAACCAUCCCAAGAGCUCUCUGAGGAGACUGAUCUGCAGGCUCAGGAGGUCUCUGAGGAGAUUGAUCAGGAGGAGUCUGAGGUAGUCUCUGAGGUGGUUGAUGAGCUGCCUACUGAGGAUAUCUCUUAAGUUCAAUAUCUGUCUAGUGAUGUAAACGCUGAAAGCCAGUCUCUGACCCAUGACCAGCACUCACCAUGUGACUACUCAUCUUGUCAUUGGGGUCCCACUCUACCAGCUAUUUGAGCCAGCAGCCUUUCUGUUGGCUAAUACACAGCAAGAGCCCCAAGCAAGGUUGGGCUCAUACCAGCAGUGUCUGAGGAAGUAGGCCUUGUGGCACGAAACAUACUUCUGCCAAAGGAGGAGACAUUUAUGUUCAAAGAAGUUGGCUCUUCACUUAGCCAUGGAGUGGGAAAUCCUAGAUUGUUGAAAGAAAUGCUACUUAACUGCUGAAGGUACCAUGUUGAGGGGACAGCAAAUAUAAUAUGGAAGGUGACAGGGUCUCUACUUGUUGACUGAAAUAUUCACAACUUUUUAAGGUACCCUCAGUCCAUGUGUGCAUUCAAGGAAACUCUUCACUAUCACAGGCUAGCUCAGGGGAACCACCUGAAAUGUCUGGAAAAUAGAGUUCCAUUCUCAAAAACCUCUGUCAUGGCCACUCCUGGUUUACACUGAGCUUGUGGGUGUUUCCAUGUAAUUGCCAAGAGCUCUCCCUGCCUUGUCCUUCUCCUGUGGACAUCAGCUCUAGAGAAAAAUAGAUAUUAGAUUGCCAUGCAACUGCAGAGUGACUGCUUAGGAUGCUCUGGGAAAUUUGCAUCAAUCUAUGAAGCCAGGCCUUCUUUUGUUGUGGGGCUAUUGGGCUUAGAAGAUGCUGUAAUAGAGAGAAUCAAGUUCUAUUUUAAACAAUUAGCAGAAAUCAAUGUUGUACAGAUAUGAGCAAAGAUUUAAUAUAUAUAUAUAUAUAUAAACAUAUAUAUUUCUGUAGUUUGCCAGGGACAGACUGGCCAAAGAUCAAACACUCCAGGGUCCCCAAGAGGUUUGUCCUUAUAUCAUGUGUCUUUAUGACCAUAUGUGAUUACCAAGCUUUUCCCAAAGAUCCAAGGAUGGGAGUGGGUGUGGGUAAUUCAGUCAUUGGAGGGGGGGGGGCAGAACAUGACAAGUGCUCAAUAAAUACAAAAUAAUGAGAACAAGGGGGUGUGAUGCCUUUGUGAACUUAAUGAAUAUGCAAGUCAAUUGUGUCUGUGACUGAACCAAUAAAAAACUACUGCAGAUAAACAGGGAUGGGCUUUC
Apodemus sylvaticus (European woodmouse) is the source of this 5851-nucleotide messenger RNA. RefSeq names its product diphosphoinositol pentakisphosphate kinase 1 (gene Ppip5k1). Gene Ontology annotation, cellular component: cytosol. NCBI's taxonomy places the organism in Eukaryota, Metazoa, Chordata, Mammalia, Rodentia, Muridae. The coding region runs from base 182 to 4693 and encodes 1503 amino acids. The record is from RefSeq and is a predicted model, not a curated record. The transcript is spliced from 32 exons. Gene Ontology annotation, biological process: inositol phosphate biosynthetic process; inositol metabolic process. Gene Ontology annotation, molecular function: inositol hexakisphosphate kinase activity; diphosphoinositol pentakisphosphate kinase activity; 5-diphosphoinositol pentakisphosphate 1-kinase activity.